AUGUUUGUCCAUCAUCAAACAAAGCUCUACAUUCUAAAUCCUUUAACCCGCGAGAGGAUCAAUCUACCUCCUCUGGAAUCCCUCAAAAGCGACGACUCCUCCUCUCAAGUUGAUCUGGAUCGUUUGUUGAAAAAAUCACUAUCUGAUUUGAUGGGCUACACGGAAAAAGCAGUGUUAUGGGUAGACGAGAGAAGCAAAGAUUACUUUGUGUUUUGGUCGCGUAUGCCUUGUCCUAUCUUCUCCAAGAAAGGAGACGACGACUUUUGGAAUAUGUUUCCUUAUCUCAGUACUGGGGUAAUCGACCUUGUAUACAAAGGCCACUUGCUCUACAUCUAUACUCUGAUGUGCUUCAUUGAGAUCUACGAUUUCUCUGGAGACUCUCCUCUCCCUGUCACUUCUCGUCCAUAUGCCUGCAUUCCUCCUAGUUGCUUGUCCUCCCAUUCCUAUAUAUCUGCCACAAGGAUUGCUGUUACUACAUCCGGAGAGGUUCUUAUGGUCAGAUGCUGCGACAUCAACAGCUUCUACGUCUACAAGAUGAACCAUGCCACCGAAACAUGGGAUCAUAUGGCUUCUUUGGGAGACCAGGCUUUGAUCUUCGACCUUGGAAUCACUGUCCCCGCCAAAGAUAUUCAAGGGAUCAAGCCUGACUCUAUCUAUUUUAGUGGUCCUAGUUUUGGCACCCAUCACAUAUUUAUUUUCAAUCUCGCUACGCGCAAGGUGGAGCCAUUUUUGUCUUACACUAGCAAGUUCUUUGAUGCUCGAUGGUUCAUCCCAAAUGUCUGA
Molecule: messenger RNA, 783 nt
Organism: Camelina sativa (false flax)
Lineage: Eukaryota; Viridiplantae; Streptophyta; Magnoliopsida; Brassicales; Brassicaceae
Product: F-box protein At2g05970-like
Molecular function (GO): protein binding
Source: RefSeq, a predicted model, not a curated record